This is a messenger RNA of Haliotis rufescens (red abalone), 3118 nucleotides long. Its product is annotated as ATP-dependent DNA helicase DDX11-like. The transcript has 28 exons. Lineage: Eukaryota; Metazoa; Mollusca; Gastropoda; Lepetellida; Haliotidae. The coding region runs from base 237 to 3020 and encodes 927 amino acids. Gene Ontology annotation, molecular function: DNA helicase activity; ATP binding; DNA binding. Gene Ontology annotation, biological process: nucleobase-containing compound metabolic process; establishment of sister chromatid cohesion. Gene Ontology annotation, cellular component: nucleus. The record is from RefSeq and is a predicted model, not a curated record.
AUGGCGCGAAUAUUCGAAGAGACGUGUAGGUGAUGUUUCGAUCAGUGUGCACGGUGAAAGCACUCGAUGUAAAACUACUAAAGCCACACAAAAAGAACAGAAAUUGUAAAUAAUAAAUUCUCAACUAAAACCCUCGUGUUGACAGUACCAGGCGGAAAUACUAGCUUCCGUUUCGUUUGGCCUGUUUGUUUGGACAAACCUAUGAUCGUCAGCUGACAGAUCUACAGUGCUGGAACAUGGAUGAGUUCGAUGAUGAGGGUGAUGAACUGUUGUCAGGAUUCGAGCUUGGACUUGAUGGCGAGAGCUGUGAUAAUACUAACACCACAACAGCUGAUGAGACACAAUGUACAGUCCCAGAAUCCUUUCCAUUUCCCUUUGAGCCGUAUGACAUACAAACAGGCUUCAUGCAACAGCUGUAUCGUUGUCUUGAACUUGGCAAAGUUGGAAUAUUUGAGAGUCCAACUGGGACUGGCAAGUCAUUGAGUGUUAUAUGCGGGGCUCUGAAGUGGCUGCGAGACUAUCAGCAGAAACAGCAGGAGGAGCUUGAGAAGCUGAUGGCAGAGGAUACCACCUCCAGCACCCCACAGGAGAAAUCUGCAUCAAAAGCAGCACCAGAACUUGACUGGGUGGCCGAGUUUGCUGCCAAAAAGGAGAAGGAAGAGUCGCUGAAACAUGUCAAGAUGGAGCAAGAGCAGGCUCAGAAGAGAGAAGCUCGCCUGAAGAAGCUGCACACCAACCUGCCUCAUCUUGCUGGCAAACGCAAGCGAGACAAGCUUGAGGAUGAGUUUACUGAGCUGAUGCGAGAUGCAAGUCAGGAGCUGAAGGAAUCAUUCAACGCAGAGAUGUCACAGGUUGAAAAUGACAGUUGUCAUGGUGAUGAGGAGCUGGUGUUGGCGGAUUACCAUAGCGAUGAUGAAGACAAGGAGAAAGAGGCUGAUCGAGAUGAGGAAGAGGAACACGUUACCAAGAUCUACUUCUGCAGCAGAACUCAUUCUCAACUGUCGCAGUUUGUCCGGGAAAUCAUCAAGAGUCCAUAUGGAGAGAACACACGGGUAACAUCCCUCGGAUCUCGACAGACUCUGUGUAUCAACGAGAGUGUCCGCAAGUUGAAGUCUCUCAGUCUCAUGAAUGAUCGUUGUUUGGAGCUUCAGAAGAACAAAGGCAAAUCGAAGGAAUCUGGUGCCAAGAAGAGCAAGAAGACAGACAGUGCUGGGUGUCCUUUCUAUAAGCAGUCCUUGAUCCAGGACUACACAGACAGAGCACUGCUGAAUAUUGGUGACAUUGAGCAGCUGGUGAAGCUGGGGCGGGAUGUGAAAGCUUGUCCGUACUUUGGGACGAGGUUCGCUGUCCCUUCAGCGGAGGUUGUUGCUCUCCCUUACAACACAUUGCUCCAUCACUCCACACGAGAAGCAUGCGGCAUCAAACUCAGCGGGAACAUCGUCGUCAUUGACGAGGCACACAACUUGCUGGAGACCAUCAACAACAUCUACAGCACUGAGGUCACUGGGGCCCAGGUGCUUCGUGCCCACUCUCAGCUCAGCCAGUAUGAGGCCAAGUUCCGCUCACGUCUCAAAGCCAAGAAUCUGAUGUAUGUGAAACAACUCCUGUAUGUCCUUGCCAGCCUUGUCAAGUUCCUGGGUGGGAAACUGGACACAGCAGCAGACAAACAGGUACUUGGGGCAAAAGAGACCCGUCUGUUGACGAUCAAUGACUUCCUGUUUCAAGCCAGUCUGGACAACAUGAAUCUGUUUAAAGUGCUACGUUACUGUCGGCGUAGCAUGAUAAGCCGGAAGCUGAAUGGGUUUGUGGAGAAGUACCAGAUACAGGAGGUUGCCCCCACUCCAAGUAACACAGAGAAAAAGACAGAGUCUGGUUUGUCGGUAUUUCUGAAGGAAAUCAACAGGAAGUCGGAGCCCGUGGUAGAAGCAGUAGUUACAGACGCGGCGUCGCGGUGUGGGGACCAGCCUGUGUUGAAGUCCCCCCUGAUGCACAUCGAAGGCUUCCUGGAGGCUCUCACUAAUGCUGAUAAAGAUGGGAGGAUGGUCACCAGCGUGCAAACUCGUCUCAGUCAGAGUUACCUCAAGUUCUUGCUGUUAAACCCUGCCGUCCAUUUUGAAAGUGUUGUGAAGGAGGCGAGAGCUAUAGUAGUGGCCGGAGGAACCAUGCAGCCGAUUUCGGAAUUCAAGCAGCAGCUAUUCACAGCAGCGGGGGUCCGCCCUGACAGAAUACUGGAAUACUCUUGUGGUCAUGUGAUCGCGGGCAGCAACAUCCUGCCGAUGGUGGUGCCGAGCGGACCGUCAGACCACACCCUGGAGUUCACCUAUCAGAACAGAGACAAACCUGCACUGCUGGAUGAACUGGGCAGACUGGUGAUGAACGUGGGUCAGGUUGUACCAGGGGGCGUGGUCAUCUUCUUCCCAUCUUACGACUACGAGAAGAAAGUCUACAAUCACUGGGACAACUCAGGCAUGCUGAAGAAGAUAGCAGCUAGGAAAAGGAUAUUCAGGGAGCCGAAACUGGCCUCUUUGGUUGACUCCACUCUUGCGGAGUUUGCUAAAUGUAUCAAGUUCAGUGUAACGGGCUCGACCGGGGUCACUGGGGGCCUCCUGCUCUGUGUUGUAGGCGGCAAGAUGAGCGAAGGCAUAAACUUCUCCGAUGACAUGGGCAGGUGUGUCAUCAUGGUGGGAAUGCCGUACCCAAACAUGUACUCACCCGAACUCCGGGAGAAGAUGGACUACCUCAACAAGAACUAUCCUAAAUCUGAGGAUGGUCGACUACCUGGACAGCUGCACUACGAGAAUAUUUGUAUGAAGGCCGUCAACCAGUCCAUCGGUCGAGCUAUCCGUCACCGUGGUGAUUAUGCCUCCAUCCUGCUGUGUGACCGUCGAUAUGCCGGCCCCCAUGUAGCAAGCAAGCUGCCAUCUUGGAUUGGUCAACAUCUCAACAAAAUGGCCAGAUUUGGCCCAGUCAUGGCCGCACUGUCCAAGUUUUUUGCUGAAAAGAAAAAACUCAACCUUUGAGGGAAGAAGUGCCAGUGAACAUAUGAAGCAUCUACACGGGGCAAGGCAAUCAGUUGAAUGUUGAUAUUUAUUGUGUAAAUAAAAGAUUGCCAAAGUCA